GCCUCCUGAGUUUGCAGACGCUUCUGGUAUCCUGCAACGGAGAUAAGUCAGUUUCAUCUGGGCUCAAAGUCACAGUUUCUCAGUUGCGUUAUCAUUUUUCAACAUUAUAAGAAGUUUAAGGAGCUUGAAGACUUUUAUUUUUUGCGUUUUUUUUUUUCCUUUAAAGGAAUCUUGCAGGUCAAGCUGUGCGCCCUUACAGACUGUCUCUACAGUCUUUGGGCACAUAACACUUGGAUUAAAAAAAAAAAAGGACUUUAUCUUCCUUUUUUGCAAUUUGAGUAGAAAAUAUUUAAUUUUCUCGCAUGAAUCUCCUCGAUCCUUACCUGAAGAUGACCGAAGAACAGGAGAAAUGUCACUCCGACGCUCCGAGCCCUUGCAUGUCUGAAGACUCUGCGGGCUCUCCGUGCCCGUCCGGCUCCGGCUCGGACACCGAGAACACCCGACCCUCCGACAACCACCUCCUCGGCGGUCCGGAUUAUAAGAAGGAGGGAGAAGAGGAGAAGUUCCCGGUGUGCAUCAGAGAUGCUGUGUCCCAGGUGCUGAAGGGCUAUGACUGGACGCUUGUUCCAAUGCCCGUGCGCGUCAACGGUUCCAGCAAGAGCAAACCUCACGUCAAGAGACCCAUGAACGCAUUCAUGGUGUGGGCUCAGGCAGCGCGGAGGAAGCUGGCCGAUCAGUACCCGCACUUGCACAACGCAGAACUCAGCAAAACCCUUGGAAAACUCUGGAGGCUGCUCAAUGAAGUAGAGAAGCGCCCAUUUGUGGAGGAGGCAGAACGCCUGAGAGUGCAGCACAAAAAGGAUCACCCCGACUACAAAUAUCAGCCAAGGCGAAGGAAAUCUGUCAAGAAUGGCCAAAACGAAUCUGAGGAUGGCGAGCAGACCCACAUUUCCCCGAAUGCAAUCUUUAAGGCCCUGCAGCAGGCUGACUCUCCCGCAUCAAGCAUGGGCGAGGUGCACUCCCCGGGAGAACAUUCAGGUCAGUCACAGGGACCACCAACACCCCCAACCACCCCAAAGACAGAUGUCCCCUCCAGCAAAGCUGAUCUGAAGCGUGAAGGCCGCCCCAUGCAGGAGGGCAGCAGUCGACAGCUCAACAUAGAUUUUGGAGCUGUGGACAUUGGUGAGCUUAGCAGCGACGUCAUCUCCAACAUUGGCAGCUUUGAUGUUGACGAGUUCGACCAGUACCUGCCGCCUCACAGCCACGCUGGGGUUGGAGGCACAGCCCAGGCUGGCUACACAGGCAGCUACGGUAUCAGCAGCUCCUCAGUCGCUCAGGGAGCAAGUGUGGGAGCCCACGGCUGGAUGUCCAAGCAGCAGCAGCAGCAGCAUACUCUGACCACCCUGGGUGGAGCAGGAGAGCAGGCGCAACAAGGUCAACAGAGAACCACCCAGAUCAAGACAGAGCAGCUUAGUCCGUCCCACUACAGUGACCAACAGGGAUCGCCUCAGCACAUUACCUAUGGCUCAUUCAACCUACAGCACUACAGCCCCUCCUCUUACUCUUCCAUCACAAGAGCACAGUAUGACUAUUCAGAGCACCAAAGCAGUGCCAACUCUUACUACAAUCAUCCAACUGGCCAAGGCUCGGGUCUAUAUUCCACCUUCAGCUACAUGAGCCCCAGUCAGAGGCCGAUGUACACCCCAAUAGCUGACAGCACUGGGGUUCCCUCUGUGCCGCAGACCCACAGUCCACAGCACUGGGAGCAGCAGCCAAUUUACACACAACUCUCCAGGCCCUGAGGAGCUGCACACAUCCAUCCAAGACUUCUCUUCCCCAGCCCCCAUCCCCAGUGGCCUUAAUUUCAUUGCCCUUCCCACAUUGCCGAUAGAAAAACACAUCACGGACUUUUUUGUAGCUCUGAAAAUUCAUCUUUAAAUUGGCUCACAGCAGUGCCUUUUGUAUUGUUUGGAAUUGUGAUUAUAUUUUUUUAGAUAUAAUGUUUAAAAAGUAAAAUCCUCUGUGAGGACAUGCUGGUUAUGAGUAUAGUAGUAUGUACUGUGUAUGUGUUCUACUCUCGUUAUUCUCAACAUAAUCAGUGUCAUGAUCAUUGCUUGCUUAAAGAAACAGGGAUGCUGGGUAAACGAAACCCUCAGUGGCCUUUUUGUUCCGUCUCUAUUGUAUUUUUUUAACUGGAAGUUUACUGACGCUGCCAUCUCACUGUAGCCUUCAUUUUGUACUGUACAUAUGCUAACUUCAGUAAUGUCCUGGUGUUGAGCAAUGCAGGAUUGACAUAGACUAGAAGUGUUGGCCAUGAUAUGACCCUGUCUUCAGCAAAGAGUCCAAUGUUGUGCUUUUUGUUUGGUUAUUGUGUUGCAAAUGCUAAAAGCAGGUGCCAUCUAACUCUUCAGGGGGGCCUUACUAUGUUGCUAGAUGUGACAUUGAUGCUUGCUUUUUAUCUGAGUACUGCCUUCAAUACCAUUAGUGCCUCUGAAGCCACAGCAGGGAGGCUUCGCAGUCCGAAGAGACAGCCACGCAGGUCGGAUCUCCUGCUUGAUGAGAUUCAGGAAGUGACCUUUGACCUGGCUCUUGCCAGUGUAAAUCAGGUCUGAGCAUGGUGUAAUUCUAUCACAUAUUUUUCCCCUUAAUUUCUUUCUUUUUCUUAAUUUAUUCUUUAGCAUUAAUUUUAUUGGAGAAAUAUCUUUUUAACUCAGCAGCAGCUAACAGAGUUGAAUUUAGGUUGCUGUCAUAUGUGGUACAAAGUUGCUUAUUUAUCAUUUGUAAAUGUUUUCAUAAAAUUUUGGAUUUAAUUAAAUCAACUUGUGUACAGAAUGCUUAAAAAAAUCACAUGAUCGGUCUUUCUCUGUAUGAAAAACUGAAUGUUUUCUUCUUUUCUAACAUGACUGGAUGAGAAAAGCAGCUGUCAAGAAUUUUGCUGUAUUCAACAGAAUACUUCUGGGGUUUUUUCUAAAAAAGUUGUUUUUUUCCGCUUGUUUUAUAUUCUGUAUAAUUAGUUCUUAUUUUUGUCAUCUUCUUAAUGCAGUUUCCUUAGGUAAACAUCGCAUUGUCUUAAAAGCUUAUCUUUUGUAUUAUUAUUAUUUUUUGUUUGCAAUAAAAGUAAAAGU
Messenger RNA from Cyprinodon variegatus (sheepshead minnow), 3065 nucleotides. It is a transcript of the gene sox9a, whose product is annotated as SRY-box 9. The transcript is spliced from 3 exons. Gene Ontology annotation, biological process: morphogenesis of an epithelium; chondrocyte differentiation; negative regulation of transcription by RNA polymerase II. Gene Ontology annotation, cellular component: nucleus. Gene Ontology annotation, molecular function: RNA polymerase II cis-regulatory region sequence-specific DNA binding; DNA-binding transcription factor activity, RNA polymerase II-specific. The record is from RefSeq and is a predicted model, not a curated record. Bases 303 to 1742 code for a protein of 479 amino acids. Lineage: Eukaryota; Metazoa; Chordata; Actinopteri; Cyprinodontiformes; Cyprinodontidae.